GGGGGUGGGUGAGAAGUAAGUAGUAAAUGUAUAUAUCUCCUUGAGGUUGAGGUUGAGGUUGAGGUUGAGGUUGUUGGGGGUUAUGGAGAAGAGCAGAUCAUUCCCAGACUACCCAUGUUCCUACACGGAUGUUCGGUUGGGGUUGGGGUCAUUGGAGGAAAGAAGCAAGUCAUUUAACUUCAAUGGUCCGAAUGAUAACCCAGAGGUGAAGAGGAGGAAGAGGGUGGCUUCCUACAACUUGUACACUAUGGAAGGUAAGCUCAAAUCAUCCUUCAGGAACAGUUUCAAGUGGAUCAAGAGGAAGUUCACCGAUAACUUUUACGAUUCAUGAUCUAUUUAUAUAUAUACACACAUCAACCGUCCCCCAGACUCCACUUAAGCGGAAGAUUCGUGCACUGAGUAUGUCUUUUUUUUUUUUUUUUUUUUUUUUUUUUUUGUGUGUGUGUGUGUGGAUUACUGUUGCAUAAUAAUGGUCAGAGCAUGUCAAGUGUUCUUAUGUUGCUGAAUGUAAAAUUUUGUAUAGUCUUACUGAAUUGAAUUAUGCUAUGUGUCAUUCAUAUUCAUGCAUACACAUGUAUAUAUGUGUAUUCAUAUA
Molecule: messenger RNA, 595 nt
Organism: Camellia sinensis
Lineage: Eukaryota; Viridiplantae; Streptophyta; Magnoliopsida; Ericales; Theaceae
Source: RefSeq, a predicted model, not a curated record